Rosa rugosa (rugosa rose) is the source of this 666-nucleotide messenger RNA. Its product is annotated as putative protein FAR1-RELATED SEQUENCE 10. Lineage: Eukaryota; Viridiplantae; Streptophyta; Magnoliopsida; Rosales; Rosaceae. The record is from RefSeq and is a predicted model, not a curated record. The coding region runs from base 1 to 666 and encodes 221 amino acids. The transcript has a single exon.
AUGGACAGCGACACGGACCAGCAUGGUUUGCGCUUCAGUGAGGAACAAUACCAUAAUUCUGGGGGCUUUUCUAAUGAGGAGGGUGGGUUUUUCAGUGAUGAAUCAAGAGGGGAGACCUUCACAUUUGGCUUGGAUGAGUCCACAAACUGUUUACGUUACAAGGGGAAGAAGUAUGAAGACCUACAAUUUUCAGACAUGAAUGGAAUAUUUUUUCGUUCAGUUGAGGACGUUGAGAGAUUUUAUGCAUACCACUCAAUCGCCAAGGGGUUUUCCGUAAGGAAGAGCAAAUCCGAUAAGGACCGUGGUGGUCAAAUAUUUAGAAGAUCGCUCUGUUGUUCUAAGGAGGGCUGGCGUAAGGUUCAAAACCCAAAGAAGCGUACAAAAGUGGUUGGUAGUGUCUCCUCUCAAGGCAAAAAUAAAGAACAACCUGGAAUUAAGAGGAUGGUGACUAGAUGCGGUUGUCCAGCCCGCCUAACUGUAUUGCGUUGCAAUAAAACUGGUUCUUUCUACGUGUCGCAGUUUGAUACCGACCACAACCAUGCUCUGGUUCAAAAGGAAAUGGUUCAUUUUCUUAGGUCAAACAGGAUGGUUGGAAAACACGCGUCUGCACAAGUUAGCUCAUUGAAAAAGUUUCCGUUCCUACUUGCCGCGCUUACGAAUUGUUAG